Molecule: messenger RNA, 852 nt
Organism: Musca vetustissima
Lineage: Eukaryota; Metazoa; Arthropoda; Insecta; Diptera; Muscidae
Exons: 3
Coding region: 1-852 (283 amino acids)
Source: RefSeq, a predicted model, not a curated record
AUGAAUUUUAAAACAGCUUUCGUAUUGUGGGCCUUUGCCAUUGUCAACAUUGAAGCACUGGUAUUGUAUUUGAAAUUUUUACGUACCGAUAAUUAUCUGGAUUUAAAUCGUCGACAAUAUGCCGAUCACAUUUUGGAAUGUGAAAAAACGGUGGAUGUGUUUCGGAAACAUUUUACAGAGCGCCUGAAUUCUAUACAACUGGUGUUGGAUAUGUUGGUGACGGAUAUUAUCAAAACCAACGAACACUUAAAUCCGCUUGAGGUUUUGAGUGAUAUCAGUAAAGAUUGUGUGGCAAAAUAUCGUUCAAAAAUACCAACAGUUGCGGUAACAAAAACCUCAAUGCAGGCGUGUAUAACGGCAGCUCAAAAUCAAUUGAAUAACAUCGUGAACGCAGCGGUGACAACAAAAGUAAAUCUCUAUAAUUACUAUCAAAAUAAUAUGGAACGAGAUUUGAAGGCAUGCACCACAAAACAUCCGGCACAGGAUAAUCAUUUUACAGAGUGUAUUGCAAAAGUGAUUUCUGCAGCUACGGCUCAUACGCGAACCAUGAUUAAACAAUUCCACAAUCAAAUGGACGCUGCCCAUUGUUCAUCGAAUGCUCAAAUUAAAACCGCAUUAGAUUGUAGCUUUAGUGUUCAAAAUCGUACGAUAACCAUGAAUGCUGAAGCAAAUCUAAUGAUAGACAGAUGUAUACAUGGACUGGACGAUUGUGAACGUUGUAGCGAAGGACGAUUCUGUGAAAAUGUUUACUAUCUACCACAAUAUCAAGUGGACUUCAGUAAUUCAACAAUGUUAAAUCCAUUCUAUGGUCGUAAUACGACAACAAAUUGUUUGCUAAUUGAAGUUUAUUAG